Penicillium waksmanii is the source of this 252-nucleotide messenger RNA. RefSeq lists its product as uncharacterized. The coding region runs from base 1 to 252 and encodes 83 amino acids. The record is from RefSeq and is a predicted model, not a curated record. The transcript has a single exon. NCBI's taxonomy places the organism in Eukaryota, Fungi, Ascomycota, Eurotiomycetes, Eurotiales, Aspergillaceae.
AUGGUUCACAACUGGCGAGAGGAAGCUUGGUAUAAGUACCUACGCUGCUUUGAACUGACUAAACGCUUAGAGAAGAAGGAAUACGGCAAAAACUUAUUCUUCUACCGUAUUAAGAAGGGCAUACUUGUUGACGACCAGGAACUAGGUCUGUUACCCGAUAAGCCUGUUCAUGCUCCUGCUGAAUCUCAACCACUAUCGAGCAUACAGCAACCUACUCCUGAGGCAGAGGUUAGCCAUCCUCAUGGCGGCUAG